Molecule: messenger RNA, 1668 nt
Organism: Mesocestoides corti
Lineage: Eukaryota; Metazoa; Platyhelminthes; Cestoda; Cyclophyllidea; Mesocestoididae
Source: the annotation of a GenBank genome assembly
AUGACCCGGAAGAAGUUUGUGCCACUCUUCACUGAAGGCGGUACUGAGAAUCGCGUGUCAACGCUGUUACCAGGUCGCCAUCCUUGUCAGUGUCUGGCUGUCCGACACCGCCUUAUAGCCAACUGCAUUUCUUGCGGCCGCAUUGUCUGCGAGCAGGAGGGUUCGGGAUCCUGCUACUUCUGCGGCAACCUAGUAGUAUCUGCUGCGGAACGCAAAUUGAUUGACAGGGAUUCCAAUUCCGGUAGAAAGCUAAAGGCUCGUCUCCAAUCCUCGCAAUGGGCACCCGGUACUCCCACGCCUCCUUGGGUUCUGUCUCGUCCGUCUCGAAAAAAGAACAAAACCAACCACCAUAAUAAGCAAGUACUUACAGAGGAUGAAUGUCUUGUUGGAAACUCAGAGGUUUGGGCAGACGAUCCCUGUGAAGAUGAAGACGGGGAAGACCCUUUGCCUGACACCGACGCACAAACGCGGCUGGAAGAAGGUCUCGUGCACGCCCUCCUUCAGCGCGAUCGUUUGCUCCACUUUGAUGCAACUACGGCAAAACGCACAAAGGUGAUUGACGAUGAGCUGGACUACUUUGUAAGCGAGGCGUCCGGUGUUGGGGCGGUGUGGCUAGACCCGGAAACGCGCAAGCGUGUUGCCGAACGAGUUGAGGCGCUACGGGCCCAGCGACAGGCCAUGCGUUCCCAGUCCUUUGGAUUUUGCAUUGACUUCUCCAACAUGACUGUCACUGAGGAGGACUUGCAAAACCCGGACUUCAUCGCUUUCAUUAUGUCACUGUUGAGUGCUCUUGAAAACGCAUCCACACUGAAAUUGCCCAUGUUCUUUUAUCUCCUGAUUACCAGCCGAUCAUCAGCCGAUCAGGGUUGGGCUGUGCACCCUGAGGCUUCAGAGCAGUUCUUUGAUGCAGAAGAGGACGUGUCAUGUCAACAGGGGGGUGAAACCACCUCGGGUGGCAUUUCGGACCCACUUCUGGACGUACCAACGCCUCAAUUCGUGGUGGAAUCAUUUGCGAAGAAAGUAGGUGGCAGUUCGGCGACAGGCGACGCCUCCACGAAGCCAAAGUCCAAGCAACACGGCUCGGGCUUGUCGCGCGUGCAGGACAACGAACAGCAAAGGAUUCUUGACCGCGGUUUCUGCCUAAGCAUGCACCAGCCCUGGGCGUCAUUGCUUGUGCGCGGCGUGAAAAUUCACGAAGGUCGCUCGUGGUACUCAGCUCACCGUGGCCCUCUGUGGAUUGCAGCUGCCGCCAAAGUUCCCAAUGAGGAGGAAGUGCGAGCGGUUGAAGAGGAGUAUUUGGAAAGAGUAAUCGUGUGUCUUGGAAAAGCAAACAAAAUCUGCGGAUUUCGGGAUUCUUUUCUUGUCGCCGAUGGCUUUGCAAAAGUCACCCACAUAAAUGCCGCGUGUUUCCUUAUCACAGGAGCCAGGAAAGCGGAUUUGCCCACGUCUUACCCAGUCGGGGUCCUCGUGGGGUGUGUCAACGUGGACGAUGUUCUACCCCAGAAGGAGUACAGAACCAAGUUCCCCCAAGGCGAGUCAAAUAGCCCGUACGUGUUCGUCUGCUCGGACCCCCGUGAACUCCUCAUAAAGCUUCCGCUUUCGGGCCAGCAUAAAAUUUACAAACUUGAUCCGCAUAUCCACGCGGCUGCAAAGGAGAAUCUUACUUGA